This is a messenger RNA of Saccharomyces paradoxus, 915 nucleotides long. Its product is annotated as short-chain dehydrogenase/reductase. Gene Ontology annotation, molecular function: oxidoreductase activity, acting on the CH-OH group of donors, NAD or NADP as acceptor. The record is from RefSeq and is a predicted model, not a curated record. The coding region runs from base 1 to 915 and encodes 304 amino acids. Lineage: Eukaryota; Fungi; Ascomycota; Saccharomycetes; Saccharomycetales; Saccharomycetaceae. The transcript has a single exon.
AUGGUAUACAAGAAUAAAAUACAUGAACCAAGUGGAACAAUAAAAUAUAUCAAGGAUUUUUCAUCAGUCAUCCUAAGUCUGCCUAACUACAACACUUCCGUACUUUCUACCCGUUCAACUGCGCUCGUAACCGGUGGCUCCAGUGGACUUGGGUUUGAACUUGCAAUGGAACUUGCCAAGAGAGUUAAUAAAGUUAUUGUGGCAGAUAUUCAAUCGUUUCCUACUUUUGCCCAAGAAGAAUGUAAUAAUAUUUUCUACUAUCAAUGCGACAUAACAAGCUUAGAUGAGAUUAAAAAAUUAAAGAAAGCUACUGAAAGAGAUCAUGGAAACGUUGAUAUUCUAGUAAACAAUGCUGGAGUAGCUCACAUCAAAAAGUUGGAACAUAUGACAAACAAGGAAGUAAAACAACUGAUCGACAUAAAUUUGAUAGGUGCUUACCGAAUCAUCAACACAUUUGCGGCAGACAUGAUGAACAACGAAGAAGGAUUUAUAAUUGACAUUGCUUCAGUCCUCGGAGAACUAACUCCUGCAAGGCUGACAUCGUAUGGUGCAUCAAAAGGAGCAAUGAUUGGUUUCCAUAAAAGUAUGUGCAGGCGUUUCAGCAGUUUACCCAUGAAAUAUAAUAAACCUGGAAUAAAAACACUACUAGUGUGUCCGGGAAAAAUCCAAACCAAUAUGUUUAUUGAUGUCCCUACACCAUCCAAGUUAUUAGCUCCUGAUAUUAUUCCUUCUCAACUGGCACUUGCGAUAAUCUCAGCGAUGGAGCAUAAUCAUUUGCAAACACUGAACGCCCCAUAUUACGUAAAUCUUGUUCCUUUUUUCAAAACUUUAAGUUGGCCAUAUAGACAUCUCUUAAAACAUUUCAGCGGGAUGGACCAUGUAACAUCCAUUCAGCCCACAACUAAAAAAGUUUGA